Molecule: messenger RNA, 1157 nt
Organism: Glycine soja
Lineage: Eukaryota; Viridiplantae; Streptophyta; Magnoliopsida; Fabales; Fabaceae
Exons: 1
Coding region: 86-844 (252 amino acids)
Source: RefSeq, a predicted model, not a curated record
CAUUUAAAAAAAUUAAGGAAGAUGUCAUAGAGUUAGGGAGUGAUCACUGAUCCUCACCUUUUACCACACCUACUUCCAAACCCACAUGAGGGAUAUGACCAUGGCUGCCAUUACUGAUCAAUGGAUGCAGUUCUAUCAACAACCUCUAAUGGAUAGCCAUGGCCAUGAUCAUCAUGCUUUGGCACCAAUUUCCACAGAAUUAGGCUUCUCUGAUGCAACCGUGACUACGACAACUAGUUCUCCCACCCCCACCAUGCCAUCAUCAGAGAGCAAUAGCAUCUUGAGCCAAUUGAGUCCAAAGGGUAAUGUGUCCAAACCAAUAAGAAGAAGGUCUAGAGCCUCUAAGAAAACCCCAACCACACUCCUCAAUGCCAACACCACCAAUUUUAGAGCAUUAGUACAACAAUUCACAGGGUGUCAUAGCACAACCAUGCCAACACUAGGGGUCCAAAAGGGCCCUAUUACCUUGAAUUUCCAACAAGGAAAUAGUAGUGGACAAAAGGUUCACCACAACACAAGUAGUAGGGUAGUGCUACCAUUUAGUGGCAGAAGCCACAACAACAGCAACAGCAACAACAACCAGGUUCAUCAAGUGCCUUCACCGUUUCCUAAUGGGCAGAAGCAAGAAGAUGAAGAACAACGACAACUGCCUCAGCAGAGUGGUUACUCUUUUGAUUAUGUGAAGAACAGUGGUUUUCUUCCAAGUUCGGGUAACUCAAUAAGGCCUACCACUACUAGCAUGGAUCAUGUCUCUGAUGGUUUGCUCUUGGAUAAUGAUUUUAACUUGGCUGAUCUAACUGUUAAUUGCUUCCCCAAUGAUACCUUUUAUAAGAGUGAAUUAUAGGUAUAUUUUUAUGUGAUGAAAAUAUUUAGUUAUAAAAGGGUUCAAUUAUAUUGAAUCCUGUUCAUAUCAGAAAACAGUUAAAGUGAACUUUUGUUAUAUAUUCAGUUCAUAUGUAUGCAUGCUUUUAUAAAAACAAUAAUUCAUAUAUAAAGCCUUUAUGCAUUAGUUUCCAAAUAGUCCUAGUUCAGUUUAGUUUAUUCUCUCUCUCUCUCUCUCUAUUCUUUUUUAAAGGAGAGUUCCCUUGAUUAAACUAUUGUCUUGUAGAAAAACCUCUUGGUUGUUGUUCUUGUUUAUAUAUUCUUUUUUGUUUUAA